AGCAGCGGAGUCUAUGUUUUAGAUCGCAUCGCCGCAGUGAGCCCCCGCAGACCUGCGGCAGUUAAAGCGCGCUGCCAGUCCUGUACUCUCACCGGACCCAGGGAACCGGACAGCUGGACUGUCGCGGUUUUCCCGUCAUCAGAGAGGCAAAAACGGGGAAAACCAGCUAUUGACUGGGAACCGGUGGGUCACCUGCACACCUAGCCGUACAUUACAUAUGAUAUGUUUUUACGGGUGACAGAACACCUGCCUGCCGUGCUCUCAGGGGUCUACAGCUCAGACAGUGCCCUGACGGACUGACGCGUAUUGCAUCGGCAAGUUCUCUGUUGUCGGACUCUACAAUCGAACCGUAAGAUACAGCGCAGCCUGUCAUAAAUUCAUCGAUGCUCAUCUAAAUGGGUCAUUAAUUCUUUAAAUGUAACUGAAGCGGUUUCGUCAGGAGAAGUAAAAGGAUGAUACAAGUGGGACAGCUGACAGAAACCUAUGCACUAAUGGGUACUUCUUAAUCUGAACACCGGUUGAUUAAACGAUACUUAAUGGGAGAGUCAAAUGUACACCAUCAAUCUAGACUUAGCAGAUUUCGUGCAAAACAACAGACCGGCUGGCAAGCAACAUCGCAACCCUUGAUCAAUGGGGUGCACCUUUCAAGAAAUAACUUGCCAAUUUCCAGCAACGUUAAAACGAUCUUCCUGCAGGAGCACCCAGUAUAACCAACUGAAGCGUCUCUUACACGCGCGUACUGAUGCGCCCAGCCAUUUAAGGAUUAAGCCUUGGAUAUUUCAUUUGAAUUUUGUGUUAUUUUUCUAGGUCGCCUUAUGUCUUUCAGUUCUCGCGGAUUUGCACAAUUGGCUUUUGUAUCUGGCGAAUCCUCGUGGCUUGUCUGUAGAACAGAAAUGGCAAAAACAGAUCAGUGAUCACGCCUUCAAAGACCGCCAUCCACUGGACCACUAUGGGGCCAUCCUGAGGGACAAAAUUUCAGGUGAACCUUCUGCGUGACUGGCAGAUAGGCCUGCUUUUUAUUUCGCUUUUCCAUUCCAGCAAAUUGAUGCUUAGCAGGAAGUAAUAAAAGGUACAACGAAAUGACGACCGAAAGCUCCACAAUAAAGAGCCGGAUAAAAAACCUUCUGCGCUCUCCGUCCAUUAAAUUGAGGAGGAAUAAAGCGGCAACCGGCAAGGAGAACCUCGGCAGUAAGGUGACACUGGAGAAAGUGCUGGGCAUCACCACAUCAGGAAGCAGUGGGCUGGCCUGUGAUCCACGCUCAGGGCUGGUUGCAUACCCUGCCGGGUGCGUAGUUGUAUUGCUCAACUUGAAGAAGACCAAACAGCAUCACAUUCUCAAUAGCUCCAGGAAAACAAUCACGGCUCUUGCAUUUUCUCCUGAUGGCAAGUACCUUGUUACUGGAGAGAGCGGGCAUAUGCCAGCAGUGCGUGUGUGGGAUGUGGCUGAACGCGCCCAGGUGUCUGAACUGCAGGAGCACAAGUAUGGUGUCGCCUGUGUGGCUUUCUCACCUAAUGGCAAAUACAUUGUCAGUGUGGGCUACCAGCAUGACAUGAUUGUCAAUGUAUGGUCCUGGAAGAAAAAUGUGGUGGUGGCAGCCAACAAAGUUUCCAGCAAAGUGACCGCUGUGUCCUUUUCUGAAGACAGCUCCUAUUUUGUCACUGUUGGCAACCGGCACGUCAAGUUUUGGUACCUGGAACAUGCCAAGUCAUCUAAGGUGACUUCCACAGUGCCCCUACAGGGUCGGUCCGGCCUCUUAGGUGAACUGCGCAAUAAUUUCUUCAGUGAUGUGGCCUGUGGACGAGGACGCAAGGCGGGCAGCACUUUCUGUAUCACUUCUUCUGGUCUACUAUGUGAAUUCAAUGACAAGCGAUUGCUGGACAAGUGGGUUGAACUCCGGAACACAGACAGUAUCACAACAUCAAUGGCAACUUCCCUUUCAGUGAGUGAAGAGCUGAUAUUCUGUGGAUGUGCCGAUGGAACAGUGCGUGCCUUCAAUCCAGUGAAUCUUCACUUCAUCUGCACACUUCCAAGGCCACAUAGGCUAGGUGUGGAUAUUGCUACAGUAACAGAUGCCAGUCAUCUGUUCUGCACCCAGGCAGAUGCCCGCUUUCCAGAUGUGUUGGCAGUGACCUAUGACUCCACAAACCGGUGGCUGUCAUGUAUUUACAAUGAUCACAGUCUCUAUGCCUGGGAUGUCAGGGAUCCCCGGAAAGUAGGCAAGGUCUACUCGGCUCUCUACCAUGCAGCUUGUGUCUGGAGUAUUGAGGUGUACCCUGAACUACCUGAUAGUAGUCAAUCCCGGUUGCCCCCUGGCUCAAUUCUUACCUGCUCUGCAGAUAACACAGUCAGGCUGUGGGACCUGGACAACCACAGUACAAUGCUGACCCGCAAUGUCAUCAGCAAUGAUCUCUUGAAGAUCAUCUACAUGGACAACAAUACCUCAUUCCUGCUCGACACUGAGUGUAAUGCUGGAAGUGCCUCAGAGAAGGCUGAGUCCCAGACUGCUGAUAUCAAAGCUGGAAUACGCACUUUAUGCAUAAGGCCUGAUGGACAACAUUUAGCAUCUGGGGACAGGACUGGCAUCUUGAGGGUUCAUGAUUUGAAGACCAUGGAAGAGAUUCUUAAGGUUGAGGCCCAUGACUCAGAAAUACUCUGUCUGGAGUACUCAAAGCCUGACACAGGUCUCAACCUUUUGGCAACUGCAAGUCGAGAUCGUCUCAUCCACGUCCUGGAUGCUGGGAAUGAGUACAGCUUGUUACAGACACUUGAUGAGCAUUCCUCAUCCAUAACAGCAGUCAAGUUUGCUGCCAAUGAAGGCAAAGUCAGAAUGAUCAGCUGUGGUGCAGACAAGAGCAUCUAUUUCCGCACAGCACAGAAGAACAUUGAGGGCACAGAGUUCACACGGACUCAUCACAUUGUUCGUAAGACAACACUGUAUGACAUGGAUGUGGACCCCACAUGCAAGUAUGCAGCCAUUGGCUGUCAGGACCGCAGCAUCAGGAUAUUCAACCUUAGCAGUGGCAAGCAGAAGAAGCUAUAUAAAGGAUCUCAGGGAGAGGACGGGACCCUCAUCAAGGUUCAGACUGAUCCCUCUGGGCUGUACAUUGCUACCAGCUGUUCAGACAAGAAUAUUAGCAUUUUUGACUUCUAUUCAGGAGAGUGUGUGGCCACUAUGUUUGGACAUUCUGAAAUUGUCACGGGAAUGAAGUUCACCAAUGACUGCAAACACCUGGUUUCUGUCUCAGGAGACAGCUGUAUUUUUAUCUGGCGCUUGAACCCAGAGCUCACCAUCAACAUGAGACAAAGACUUUCAGAGUUAAAGCAGAAAAGCAAAGCAUCCCAAAAGAUGUCUCCACGACGGCAUUCUGCAUUUAGGCAAGAGAUCUACAAUAUGCCCCCAACUGUAACAAUGUCAUCAGAUAGUGACAAGGAAGCAGAAGAUGAUAUACUAGAAGAAGACGAAAGCCUUGAAAAAGGGUUACCAUAUAUAUCUAAUUCUGACAAAUUGGAAGAAUCAGGUUUGAUAGAAGAAAACCAGGAUACAUGGACUGUUCAUCCAUGGGGGCAGAAGAAGGGUCCUUUACUGGGGGAUACUAGGCAUUCAGAAGAACUUGUGAUUGAAGACCCCCCACGACAGAGGAGGCGUUGGUCUCAUCGCAUGGGCGGCAUGCAGCUCACAGUAAAGUCAAUGUUGGACCUAAGGCAGCUUGACUCACUAGCCCUAUCACAGUCUAAGCAUCAGCAGGAUAUAGGAAGCAGCACCAUAAGUCUACAGGCUCUAGUAAGCGAGAUGUCAAAGCCCACAGUGAGCUGCCCACAAAAAUAUCCUCGCCCUCAUACAAUCCAACUGACCCCAUAUGGAGAUGGAGGUGUAGACCUACCAAGUCCUGACAGAGAAGGACCGGUGCUAUACCCUGAGUGUAUGGAGGACACAGUUAGUUUAUCUGGAAGUGAAUAUCAAGUGAAAGAGCUGCCCCUGGGAAAGUUGGGAAGGGCUUAUCAUUGCCAUGACAAGCACAGCCCAGAUAGUGCAUGUUCUAUGGAUUACUCAAGCAGUCGUCUGUCCAGCCCAGAUCGGCCUAAAGAAGACUCCGAAGUGACAGAACCUCUCAGUAUGGAUGGCAACUCUUCAGAACUGGAAGGAGAGGAGUUAGAAGAGGAAGAUGAGGAACAAGAGGAUUGUGAGGGUUCUCUCACAGAGGGUGUGGUUCCAUCUACCCCUGAUCAGGAAACCUUUCUGAAACAACAUUUUGAGACACUAGACUGCCAGAGCAGUGCAGAGGGCCAAAGUAAAACCAUGUGCGGUACAGAGAGUGUUAGCAUAUCCUCCCGAUUCCUGUCACAGACUUCAUCUAACAGGAGUACACCUUUUCCUUCCCCCACCAAAGGGGCCAACACCACUGGAAGCCCUCCAGUUUCAGAGGUGCGGCCAAUCAUGGAGGAUGAACUCAAAAAGCCAAAAGAAAGCUGUCUGGCAGAGAUCACAACAGUCCAGCCUUUGGAAAAACCACAGGCAGCCCGUUUGCCAUUUGCAUUAAGGAAGAGGAAUCCCAUCAGUGAGACUCGCCGAAGCACUGGAACGGCUGGGAAACCAUCAGGCUAUUCAACUGGGGGUCAAAGUAUAGCUGUUGCUCAGUGCAUAAGGAAGGCUCAAUCUGUGCAUGAUCUAGUGAUGGGCGCUGACCAAACAAUGUCUGCUACCAUUGCUGUCAAGGAGGUCCAAUCUGUGGCAGGACAGUCAUCUGAAAAAGAAGGAAAGCCAAGCCAAAGGCGUGCCAUGGGAGCUGGGCCCACUUCCCCUCAAUUCAGAGAUGGCUCCAGGACUGCAAAAACACGCUCUUACAUGAAUCCAACAACCAGCUCUAUGGCCAAGAUGUCCCGUUCAGUGUCCAUGGGAGACAAUCUAAACCUGACUGAAUCUGAGGAGACACUGAGCAUGCCUUCUAACGAGAAUGGUAGCGACCUUAGAAGAGCCUCAGUAGACACUUUGAAUGGAACUUGUAAAACAAUCCCUUCUGACAAGCCGAAGCAGACAGUAGUGCUGUCUUGCCCCAUCAUCUCCCUCCCCAAAGUGGCAGUCACACCGACAAUCAGUGCAAGUUUGAAUCCCCAAAAGAACUUACAAACCAAGCUGCCUUCUUCAGGAAAUGGGAAACCUCACUUGAGUCUGGACAUUGGCCAGCCUCUGCCAGACAAACCCUCAUUUGCCUCUUUCUCUCCAAGCUCAAAGGGUAAGAUGUUUAUAGAGGAGAUGGAAGCCCCCAGUGUCUCUCCCCAAGGAAAGCAGACAUCAGUGUUUGAGGAGUUGGUACACAAGAACCAGGAAGAGCAGAGCACAACUUCACAUUCUGCUGCAGGCAAGACUGAACUGCCUUCUGAGGAGUUUUUCGAAGCUCAUAAAGACACCUCCACCCAGGAGCUCAUCCCCAGACCUCCAUAUCCAUUGCCCUCAUUGGACACAGGUUUGAGCAGGCGCAUGCCCUCCUUCACUCUUCUGUCAGCCUGCAUGGCACCUCACUGCCUGGCUGUUCCACUGCUUUUCUUCUCUUCAAGUUUUUGGCCUGUCUCUUCCGCCGUUCACUGCUUCCUCUGUUCAUCCAUAGUCCGUUCUUCUCUGCUGGCAGCCUCAGCAGUCAGUGUGGAGAACUGCAGACUAGUGGCUACUGACCUACAGAGAAGUCUGCACCGAGCCAUGAGCCUCUACAGAACAGUACGAAGUAACAGUAGGGAGUCAAGCCCAGAGAAACAGGAGAUAGUGGAAAUUCUGUCUCAGACGUUCUCUGCUAUGCGCACAGAGCUGGACUCUGUGGAUGAGCCUCCACAAAUCAACCAUAGGGCCCUACAGGAUGGUGAGCGCACCUUGGCCCUACUGGAGCAGUACUCUGAGCUUCUGCUGCAGGCUGUAGAGCGACGACUGGAUCACAAAUCCUGACUACUGGAGACACUUGCUGUUUGAAUCUGCUGUUGGAUAACGUGAGAGCAUAUGCAUUUACUCCUGCCAGAUCUUCAUUCCUAGCCAGCUAUCCUAACCUGGGCUGAAUACUGACAUCUGCUGUCCAGUUGGAAGACCUGGUCAUUGGGCAAUUGAUUUCAAAAUUGUGGGCUGAAUCUAAGCAGUUCUUGCAACUGUGCUAGGAAUUGUUUGUCCAAAGAGAUCCUUGUAAUAGAGAGCAGUGAUCUAAGAAAACAGAACUACAGAAGUGAAGUCUUCAGGUUAAAAUAGGCAGGCAGAAGAGAAGCUGAUAAAAGACAACCCGUUGGGAGAGGAGGUGUGCGCGAGAGUAAUUACAAAGAACGCGGAUCAAGAAUUUGUGUCACCUGCUGGUGAUCCUCGGGGCCUCACAAGGGAAAUGUCUUUCUAUUGAAAUGGAAUACAGGAGAAAAGCUUAAGAAUCCAUGUUAGAGUGAACAUGAGUGCCGCACCAAAUGCACAAAACUUCACCUGGAGCUGCGGACAGUACAGGAGGCUGCAGAAGUUCAGUGUUAGUGUUGUGUUGUCUUUGGACUGUGUUGGGAUGGCUCAUAUGGCCAUCAGGCAGGCCUACAGAGCCAAUGACGGGGCAUCUGAAAGAACAAGAACCAGCUGUAUAAAUCCACAAACAGUCCUCAUUUCACCGUUGAAGAUGACAGGAAUUUUUUUAACAUAAAUUAAUAUUUUUAACUGUACGUCUUUUUUAACUGGUGUCAUUUGUACAUUAUUUUAAUAGAUGAUGUUUUUUCUAUUGAGUAACAAGAGGUGCUGCUUAGCCUGCUUUGUGUCUACAUUGCUAUAUACAGUAGACAUUGCAGAGCUGACACAGAGUGAAAACUAGCCAGGGUCAGAGCUGGACUCUCCUAUGCCUGCUAGCUGCCAGCAGGUGGUGUGGGGCAGACAAGCUACCUCUGUGAGACACCUUUACUGGCUGCAAGUGUACAAGAUUACCCAUGAUGAACUACUCUAACAACACCAGAGAUCUGAAGGAUUGACAAUUUGAACCAACUGCCAUCUUUUUCUACUUUUCAUUGGAUCCAUUUUUUUUGAUGGGUCACCAAUCAGGACUUUAUAUGUCAAAGUAUUGUUCACCUGGCAUGGCUUGGCUCCCUGAGAACUUCAGUCUUAAUGAAAUUUGAAAAUGGAGCAAAGUAUUUCUGCUAGUGUUCCCUAGUGGUGGGAUACGUGAAAAGGUAUUUGCCACAGCUGCUGCAGGAUGGAUCCUAAUAUGAGAAAAACUGGUUCUUAGCAAAAUAAACCCCCUAGAUUUGGUAAUUUAUUCUUCAAAUAUAAUGUUUAGGAUAAUAUUUCACAAGACAGAGAUAGUGUAGCAGGGUGAUUUUUUCACUUGCAAGGUCAGUGCUCUAAAUUACAGAAAAAGCUGUUUAUUGGGUCUGCCAUUCACAUAAUGUUCCCAGCCACCAGCACUCCAGAAAAAGUGCCACUUACAACUGCACAGUCUGCUCUCACCCUGUUUUCAUGUAUUUGUCCUUAGGAAGUCCACAGAUGUUCUAUAAAUGAAUCUCUCAACUACACAUUUUUAGGAGAGGUUGAGAUGCUGUAGGGAAGCCUGAAGCCUAGUAAAAUAUUAACAUUUUUCUAAUAGUAAAAUCCUAGUAAAAUAACAUUGUCCUUGCCUUAAAAAAGAUGAUAAAAUAUGACCUCCUCCUUGCUUCAUUUAUCAUUUCUUCUCAUAGAAACAUUUAAAGAUAUUUUUUUUAAGUCAGCCAACCCUUUCAAGACUUUAUUAGCAUGUGAUAAAAAAAUUAACUUCCUCCCUUCUUUGGCAAAAUCCAUCCAUCCAUUUUCUGUUCAAUUUAUCCAGUGUGGGAGAGCCAGUGCCUGUUCUGGGAGCAUUAAGUAUAAGACAGGAACCAAAACAAGGUGGAGCACCAGUCAGUCACAGGACACACUCAUUCAGACUGCGCCAUUUUAGGUUUAGCAAUUACUUUUUACCUGCAUGUCUGUGGCAGAAUAACGUAAUGAACUUCUCUAAGCAAAGUGUUUCAAGAAUUCUGCUCUCCACUAAAUAAGUAGAGUGCCCGCAACAGCUUUGCUUGCAGUAAUGCAGGCAUGGGUAAGCAAAAUCCAACCGUUGGAUAAAAUGUCUGCUUGUAGACUUCCACUACGUCUGUUUUUGGUGAGAUGGUUGUGUAUAUGCAGACUAAAAUGGGAAAUCAGCAAGCCACACUUCCAGUGUUUGAACUUUAAGCUUCCAUUUGCCUCAGACGUCAAGAGUGAAAUUAUACACAAAAGCUACUUUGAAGAGUUUACAGCAUAAGAUUUUCUACUCAGUGUCUGAAAACAACUAAACCAGCUUUCAUACACAUAAAUGUUACUCUUAAGUGCAGGUAAGUAUUCAUUAACACUAGUAGCUAAGCCACCUGUGUUCCUUACUGUUAAAUACUGGCAAUAAGCAGAGUGAAACACCUGCUGUCAUGUUCACAUUUCUAGUUUAAUUUUACCCCAAAGUACUUGACAGGUCAUAAUUCCUUUAAGAAGGCUCAACAAGUUGUCUGGAUCAUGUUUGUUUUUCCUUUGUUCCAGCCAUUGCAGUUUUAUAUAAUAAUUAUAUUCCACCUACAGAAGUCAAAAUGAUAAAACAUUCACUGUGUUUCCACCUUUUAGGAAGGCUGUCGCUGAGAAGAAUGUCUAUAAAGAUCAAGCAGGUGAACCAAUAACGCUCUUCUUUAAAAUCUCCCGACAUGUAAACAACUGAUUCAGGCUGUAUGACUUGUAAGGGCAGGAGGACCUCCAAGCAAUGGCAAGGGCCAUGUCCUAUUUCUGUUUUAAAAGCCUCAGCUUCAGUGUCUGCCUGUAUUACAAACCAAAAAAAGGUCAGAGAAAGGGCCACCAAAGAAUCCAUAUACUCAAACCUCGUUAAACCAUCUCAGGGCUAUGGGAGGUUAGAGCCUUUUCUAUGAGUGGUGGGCACUAGGCAGAAAGCAACCUUGGACAGAUCAUCAGUCCAUCAUAAAGCCCAUUCAUUCCUUCCAAUGAAUCAUAAAAACAAAUUUUAAAUAUAAGUUGAUGAAAGAUGUUUCUCACUGCUGCAAAGUGAGAAAUUCUGUGGAGAGACAUGCAACAUAGCAUAAAAAAAAACUUUUAUUCAGCCACCAUUUUCCAACCUGCAUGAUCCAUUUUGCAGUUGUAUAUGACCCAGAAGCAAUCCAGGCAGUACUAGUGGUAAUUCAGGAAGGGGUGUCAGAUCACCUCAGAGUACAAUGCCACACAUACCCCCACCCACAAUUACUAUGAGGCCAAUUUAGAUUAACCAGUUAACCUAAAACACAUAUACUUGGUGUGUGGAAGGACACCUGAUGUUUCUGGGACCACAGACCAGACCCCAAACUGGAAUCAUGUAUCCUGGAGCAGUGAGGCAGCAGCACUAGCCAAUGUGCAAACCAUAAGAGAAACCACCAAGAAAAUAUAAAAUAAUUCAUUUGCAAGCCUUGCUCAUGCUAAGUAGUAACAAAGGAUUUCAGAUGCAUCAGAAGAGUUGCAAAAGAGGCCCACCUGCUUCUUGCCUUUUGUUUAUCGCUCUACAUGUUUGCAUGAGAAGGGCUUCAGAAUGUGCUAUGGAUCCCCAGCUUCAGGUCAUCAGAAACAUACUUGUAGGAUGUCUUUAUGCUGAUCCUUUGGUUAAAGACUGAUGCUUAUUUUGUAUUUUUUUAUUGUGUAAAUGCUCAGCAAUGACCAGCAGUCCCAAUGGCAUGUGCUAAAGGGACGUGCUGCUCUUGUGUCAAGGGCGUCAAAGCCAUAUGCUUGCUUGUGCACUUUUAAAUGCAUGAGAGCCAUGCAUGGGAAGAGCAGCACAUGUAGGCCCACUGCAUGUGCCCUUUGCACAGGGGGUAUCGGUAAAGGGCUUUGGGUUAGCAGAUUCUUUGUUACAAUUUAUCCUUUUUGGUGUUGCUGAAACCAAUCUUGUGUUAAUUUGGCCGUCAGCCUGAGAAUUUGACCAGUUUUUGUAAUGUUUGUACCUUAUAGUGUUUGUACUGUACAACUCACUGUACACAAAUGAAAUAAAAAUGACUAUUUAUUAAGGCCUGUA
Erpetoichthys calabaricus (reedfish) is the source of this 10023-nucleotide messenger RNA. RefSeq names its product mitogen-activated protein kinase binding protein 1 (gene mapkbp1). NCBI's taxonomy places the organism in Eukaryota, Metazoa, Chordata, Cladistia, Polypteriformes, Polypteridae. Bases 1080 to 5933 code for a protein of 1617 amino acids. The record is from RefSeq and is a predicted model, not a curated record. The transcript has 31 exons. Gene Ontology annotation, molecular function: protein binding.